CACCCUCCCUUAAUCCCUUGUCCUGAGCUCAGCAUCUCUGCCCACAUCCUCUCUGUCUGUCCCAUCCCUUCUACCUUUUUCCCUCAUACUCUCCUCCAUAAGUAGACUCGGGGGAUAUAUCAACUCAUCCAUAUAGUAGCGCACAAACAGGCCCAGAGAGAGAGAGAGAGGAAUCCAUGGAAGAGGAAGCUAAGGAUGAAAAGAAGAAACCCAGUAGGAAGUGGACACCAAUGGAGAGGAGGUCUCAUCCCACCACCCUAAGGGAGUUAUCCAACUCUAGUCAGCACCCACUCCAUGAUGGAUACUAUUAUCAGAGGAGAUACCAGGCCUACCCAGCACUUCUCCCCCUCCCUCUCCCUCUACCUCCCCCAAUACUCCUUCAGCUCCCUCCAACACCACCUCUCCUCCAGAGCAACGUUCCUAAAUCAAAACCUCACGGCCAGAAGUCCUUGUGGAAAAAGAAGCCAGCUCAUGCUGCCUCGUUGGAAACCCAGGUUGCAGUCUUGCCUAUUCCUCAAGCUAUGGAGGUCAUCCAACAGAAAACUAAUCCCUUACCAGGAAAGAAAGGUGCUGCAGUGGAUGGAAAAUCUUUAAAUUGCCACACAGAACAUGUGGGUGGUCCUCAAGCUACGGUGGCAGCCCGAAGGCCGGAUUCUGGCGGCGAUGAAGGCUCUGUUAUUCCCCUUAUUGCCAACCAUUUCCCUGUCCAAUUUGAUCCCUCACAAAAAAUUUUCCAUUAUAAUGUUGAUAUAUCUCCAUGUCCAUCCAAGGAAAUUGCACGGCUGAUCAAGAGGAAGCUGGUGCAGGAUCACUCUGAUAUGCUUUCUGGUGCACUGCCAGUCUUCGAUGGUCGGAAGAAUUUAUACAGCCCUGUUGAGUUCCAAGGUGAUAGGCUUGAGUUCUUUGUAAGUCUACCAAUUCCCUCGGCCAAAUUCUUGCCUUCCUAUAAUGGUGGUAAUUUGUUUGGGAAACAGAAAUCUAAACUCUUCAGGGUAAACAUUAGGCUAGCUUCCAAACUAAGUGGCCUGGAUUUGAAUAGAUAUUUAAAAGAAGAGGAUGAUGGUAUCCCUCUUCCUCAGGAUUAUCUUCAUGCUUUGGAUGUAGCCUUGCGCGAGAGCCCGACAGAGAAUUGCAUUCCUAUGGGCCGGUCAUUGUAUACCAGCUCCAUGGGAGGAGUCAAAGACAUUGGUGGAGGAGCUGUGGGAUUGAGAGGAUUCUUCCAGAGUCUUAGACCAACCCAACAAGGCCUAUCUCUUAAUGUUGAUUUCUCGGUGACAGCUUUUCAUGAAAGCAUAGGCAUCAUCCCUUACCUACAGAAGCGCUGCGAGUUCCUACGAGACCUUUCACAGAGGAAAACCAGGGGAUUGGUGGGAGAAGAGAAGAAAGAAGUUGAGAAGGCCCUGAAGAACAUUAGAGUCUUUGUCUGCCAUAGAGAAACAGAUCAGAGAUACCGGGUUUUUAGCCUUACCGAUGAAGCAACAGAGAACCUCAAGUUCAGAGACAGAGAUGGGAAGGAUCUGAUGUUGGUGGAUUAUUUCAAGGAUCACUACAACCAUGACAUUCAAUUCAGAAACCUUCCAUGCUUGCAGAUUAGCAGAAGCAAGCCAUGUUAUCUGCCAAUGGAGCUCUGCAUUGUGUGUGAAGGCCAGAAAUUUCUUGGAAAGCUUUCUGAUGAGCAGACCGCAAGAAUACUUAAGAUGGGCUGCCAGAGGCCUGGAGAGCGGAAAGACAUCAUCAAUGGCGUCGUGGGAGGUGCAGUUGGCCCGACAAGUGGAUGCUAUGCUGAUGAGUUCAAGAUACAAGUUUCAAAAGAGAUGACCCAGCUUUGUGGAAGAGUCCUUCAGCCUCCCAAACUAAAACUCGGUGAUGGUGGUCAUGUUAGAAAUAUAACUCCAAACAGACAUGACCGGCAGUGGAACUUGCUCAACAGCCAUGUGGCCGAAGGUUCCCAAAUAAGGAGGUGGGCUCUGAUAAGUUUUGGUGGCACCCCGGAGCAGCGGUCCUGCAUCCCUAAGUUCAUAAACCAGCUCUCUAAUCGGUGCGAGCAGCUUGGCAUAUUUCUGAACAGGAACACAAUCAUAAGCCCAUUAUAUGAACACAUGCAGGUGCUGAACAAUGUGUCAACUUUGGAAGCCAAGCUCAAGAAAAUCCAUGAAGCUGCAUCAGGGAACCUCCAACUUCUCAUGUGUGUAAUGGAGAAGAAGCACAGGGGCUAUGCUGAUUUCAAGAGAAUUGCCGAGACUGGUAUAGGUGUAGUGAGUCAGUGCUGUUUAUAUUCCAAUCUCAGUAAGCUCAGCUCACAAUUCCUGGCGAAUUUAUCUCUUAAAAUCAAUGCAAAGCUUGGUGGCUGCAAUGUAGUACUCUAUAACACUUUACCCUGCCAAAUUCCGAGGAUAUUCAGAGAUGAUGAACCGGUGAUCUUUAUGGGUGCCGAUGUCACGCACCCGCACCCGCUCGAUGACUUCAGCCCAUCUGUUGCGGCUGUUGUUGGCAGCAUGAAUUGGCCUGCAGCAAAUAAGUACAUUUCUCGGAUGAGGUCUCAGACGCACCGGCAAGAGAUCAUCGAAGACCUGGAAGAGAUGGUAGGCGAGCUACUCGAGGAGUUCUUCCUUACAGUUGACAAACUCCCAUGUAGAAUUAUUUUUUUCAGAGAUGGCGUGAGUGAGACUCAGUUCUACAAGGUGCUGAAGGAAGAGUUGCAGGCCAUCAGAGCAGCAUGUUUGAAGUUCCCCAAGUACGAGCCCACCAUCACCUUCGUAGUAGUCCAGAAGAGGCACCAUACAAGACUCUUCAUAAAUGAGAAGAAUGCCUCUUCUUGCCAGUUUGUUGAUGAAAACAUACCACCUGGAACUGUUGUGGAUACCGUGAUAACACAUCCAAGGGAAUUUGAUUUUUAUCUGUGCAGUCAUUGGGGGAUGAAAGGAACAAGCAGGCCGACUCAUUACCAUAUCCUGUGGGAUGAGAACAAUUUCAAAUCCGAUGAAGUGCAGAAGUUGAUUCAUAAUCUCUGCUACACAUUUGUGAGAUGCACCAAACCAGUUUCUCUUGUGCCACCUGCAUACUAUGCUCACCUUGCAGCAUAUAGAGGCAGAUUGUAUCUCGACAGGUCGGACUCCAUGCCAUGUGCCCGGACUACACUAUCUCGAGCCGCUCCUCUGCAAACUGCACCAUUGCCAAAGCUUCGAGACAAUGUCAAGAAGCUUAUGUUCUACUGCUGAUAUUGUGUAAAAAGAGUUCAUUUAAAAGAUUUCUUGUUUGAUCUAUCAGUGCGGCAUGAUCAGAAUUUUCCUUCCCAUUGGUUUGAUGCGUGAAAGCAGACAAUGAAAUGCUGAACUUAAUUACUGAAGUUUUUUGAUUCCUGGAAUAGCUGGAUUCUUCAAUGCUGACUAGGUAACUUGUGCAUCUCAGUCUAAAUAGGAAUCUUGUAUUUGUGUGUAUAUGUUUGUGAAAUGUUCAAGUGUGCCAACCAGUUAUGAAUUGUGGGACCAUUGUACUGGCUGAUGCUACUACUGCCGAUGUUUUUUGUAAUGCAGUGGAAACAUCAUCCAUUUGGAGCUAUCAUUCUCAAUGUAGUUCACUGUAGUACCACUCUUUUUCCA
Molecule: messenger RNA, 3599 nt
Organism: Elaeis guineensis (African oil palm)
Lineage: Eukaryota; Viridiplantae; Streptophyta; Magnoliopsida; Arecales; Arecaceae
Product: protein argonaute 7
Molecular function (GO): RNA binding; protein binding
Source: RefSeq, a predicted model, not a curated record